AUCAACCAACCUUCAACACCACAAAGAUGGUGAUGCUACCACCACCUACGAGCCUUACUUGCUCAGGAAACGAUAGCUACAAAGAGUUAUGGCGAAGCCUCAAAACUCACUUUGACCGGAUCCCAUCUGAUGCAGAUGGCGAUAAUUUACUCGAUAUUCACCCAGCUGACUUCGAUCCUGAGGUGGUAUUAAAGCUUUUGGUAUCCAUUAAAAACUCAUUAGUUGGUAGUAGAAUACGAAAAGUCAUCACCAUGAAUGACUCACACAUCGUCUCUGUCAUACCAGUCUUAGCAUGUAUUCUGGAACUCACUGGUCAACAGCUCACAAUCAUGAAGCUGAAGAUUGAGGCAGCAGCCAUUGUUGGACUUUUGUGUUUACCUGAAGAUCAGACUGUCUUGGGUUUGUUGAGGGCUCGUCUACCUGGUGCUAUCAUCCACGCCUUGACAAGUCUGUUGAGCAAAUCCUCGAUCGAAACUAUGAUCUUCCAUCCUACCCCGACUACUCAAACCGAUCACCAUUUUCUCAAGACACUUCUCCGCACACUAUCUUCUCUCUAUGGCGUUAUUCAAGAUGUUUCAAGCUCGAGGAAAUGGGGUUACAUGACCAAGUCGCCCGAGCGUGUACAUCAACCACAACCUGGACCAAUCGUUCAUUCCCUCUCGCAAGCUGCCUCAGCAUCCUCUCCGAUUUGUGAGACAGAUCGAUUCAACCUGAAGGGCAAAGCUCGGGCGGUCGAAGAUACUGCCGAUGCAAUGUUUAUAGAUCCUUUAACAUCCCAACCACUAGAUAUCGGAGAGACGGAUGAGUUAAACCGCGAUUUUUGGCUUAUAUCAAAACGGAAUGAGAUGAAAGAAAGCUGCGAACAUGCAAAAGUUCAGUUAUUGAAAUUCUUGGCUCAAGAUGAUCUUAUCAUAUCUCUUAUCUUGACCAUCAGUCCAGCCUUCAAUCAACCCAAUACCCCUGAUCCUACUGCUCGAAUCUCGUUGUGCGCCACAGCCGACCUUGUGGUUCCAUGCCUUCAAUUAAUUUGGCUUCUUUGCAAAGAUACAAGACGACAAGUUCGGUUUGUCAGACAGUUGAUGAAAGCACAAGAUCCUAUCAAGAAUGAAGAGAGUCGAUUACAAGCUUUGGUCGGAUGUUUGAAAGCUUGGCUGGCUUCUAAUCAUGAUGGCGCUGUAGAGUCAUCAAUCAGAGUUAUCGGGGCACUCCUUUCUAUCAAUGACCCUCCUCAUUGGCCUGAAGAUCAUGAUCUUUCAGAAUAUCUCGAUACAAUGAUUUGGGGCAAGUCCGAUACCGAAGAUGUCGACGACUUUCAUCCGUGGGGGAUCGGAUGGAUCUUAUUGACAUGCCGCGCAAAAGAUGCUAGUCCCACUCUUCGAGCUGCAUUGGCCACUAGGUACGUCACCAUGAUUGAUUCUGAAGCACAAGGCAACUUGAGACUGAGUCCACCGCGAUCGUUGGACUGUCACUACGAAAUUUACGCGAAUAGCUCUGUUUGUCUAGUCAAGAAUUUCCCGGACAUUCGGCUUCGAAUUUUGAAACUUCAGAUCCAUAACGCGAUUAAUUUGAUAGAUAAUCCUACUCACUCUGUCACUGUCAGAGCAGAAGCAGCUUAUGCUCUGGCUCAUGCUGUCACAGUAUCAGAGGCACUUCAGGUACAAGCUACAGAAGCUGGCGUGAUCCCAGUAUUAAAAAAGUUACUCGACAAAGCAUCUGAACCACCGGUUCCGUAUCCCACCCCGGCAAUCUCUGCUCAAAAUGCCAUGCUACGCGAGAGUGCAUACUUGGCUCUAGCUUCAUUGAUGUCCACAUUGGACCAACCUCGACAAGAAGUGAUCGAUCUAAAUUUGUUACCUUCGAUUGUGAAGUCACUUGGAGAUGAUUCUGUAUUAGUCAGAGCCUCUGCUUGUCAAUGUUGUCGAGCAUUGUCACGAGCGAUUAGUGUUUUGAGAACGAAACUUGCAGAUGAAGGAGCUGGACCUCGGUUGUUUGACAUGGCUUUUGGAGAAGAAGGUAGUAAUGAAAAUGUGGAGUCUAAUGAUGAUGACGAAGAUGAGGAUGCAGUUGAGAUCCAAUUGAAAACAGUGGCUAUGGGAGCUUUAUGUAAUCUUGUAUUGGAUUUCUCACCCAUGAAACAGGAGGUUCUGAAUCGAAAUGGAAUUGAAAAAUUUGUUAAAUCCCUCAAGUCAACUAAACAUCAAUCAUUGAGAGUUUCAGCUUUAUGGGGAUUGAAGAACAUGACAUUUUCAUCAUCUACAGAGCUGAAGAUGAAAGUGAUUGGAAGUCUUGGUUGGGAUGUGAUCCACAAGUUACUAGAAGAUAAAAAUCCUUCUAUACAAGAAAACAUCAUCUCACUUCUACGAAACGUAGUUUGUGGUGAUGUAGCUGAUAUCGAUAUCGUCUUCCGACAUUUAACUUCACAUGAUCAAUUAAUGACUUUACUGGAAGAUCGAUUAAGUACAUCUUCUACUAAUCUGAAUACGAUGAGUAGUAGUACUAUGAGUGAAAGUAUCAUCUUACAAACGAUAUAUACGAUCUCUAAUAUCGCGACUGGUAGUGAACCUCAUAAAUUAUUUAUUCUUGGUCGUCAUCGAACUAUGAAUAGUAUAUAUGAAUUGAUGUCACAUAAGAAUUCAGAUAUUAAGAUUGGAGCUAUUUGGUGUGUUAAUAAUUUAUCACAUUGGGAUGAAGGAACAGAUUCUCAAAAUAUAUCAACAGUAAUGAUGAAAUUCAAUUCACUUGGUAUCAUUAAUAAAUUAAAUGAGUUGAGUAAAGAAGAGAAAUUAGAUGUUAGUGGUCAAGCUAAAUGUGCAUUAACUCAAAUUAGAAAAAGACGUCAAUCUUAAAACGAAAUCGUCUUCUUUCUUGUGGUAAAACUUUACACUCAAUGCAAUUAUUUAUUUAUUUAUCUUGAAAGUACAACCAAUCAUUUGAUAUGUUUUUCGUUAAGAAUUUUUCUUCAAGAUUUCGUUUUAUAAUUCAAGUAUUUUUUGAAAUUACUUUGAAUGAAUUGAUUUGUUGUUGGAUUAGAUUGGUUGUUAAGAAUGACAUAUGACUUUCUUCUCUAGAGUUAUGUAACACACAAUGUUUAGCAGAAUGAGUAUAAACUU
Molecule: messenger RNA, 3110 nt
Organism: Melampsora larici-populina 98AG31
Lineage: Eukaryota; Fungi; Basidiomycota; Pucciniomycetes; Pucciniales; Melampsoraceae
Exons: 9
Coding region: 27-2846 (939 amino acids)
Biological process (GO): proteasome-mediated ubiquitin-dependent protein catabolic process
Cellular component (GO): GID complex
Molecular function (GO): protein binding
Source: RefSeq, a predicted model, not a curated record